AUGACUGAAAAAUCGACAUUGAACAACGAAUUAAUUAAUGAAUUAAGUAGUUUGGUGCUGAAUACGUUUGAUAUAAAUGAAGAUGCAAAAGAAUUUUUAUUAAUUCGAUUAGAAAACAGUAAAAGUGUUUAUAGCAGUGAUCAAUUAAAAAUGGAGCAUCGAUUUAAAUCAACGGGCCAUUCUAAUAGUAAUAAAAAAAUGAACAAACUAGUAGUUACCAAAACAAUACAAACUGUGAAAUCAAGUUACAAUAAUAAACAGUCAGAAGAGACACAGAUGAUAUUUAUGAAUUUAUCCGAUGCACUUAAAAAUAGAAACAGGACAUUAAAUAUGAAUACAACAUUAGAAGCAAUAGACACUGUGAAUGAUACAACUGGUAAUGACAGAUCAAUGUGGAGAACUACUUGGGGAGAAUGUGUUAGUUUAUACACAUUAGUAGUAGUACAAGGACAAGCAUUAAAAAGUGAUGAUAAAGAUAAUUAUUUACCAGGCAAAUUAUUUGGCACGCAUAUCAUAAUGAUUAUUGCUAUAUUGCUUAGAACAUCAAAAAAACAGCAAUUAAACAAUGAUGCAAUAAAUAAACUAAUGACAUGUGUAACUGACUUGGAUACUUUUGUUUCAGCUGCGUUAGAUUCCAAAUAUGAUAUAAUAGACUUAUUUGUUAAUAGCAUAUAUGCUGAAUAUAAUGCUUUAAGCCAAUUACAAGAACCAGAUAUAGUAGCUCUAUUUGUUAAAACAAUUAUAAACAAAACCAUAGAAGUUGUUGUACACAAGGGAUGGCUUUGGAACUCCACUGAAGUGAAACAAAAAGCAUUCAAUGAAACUGAAAUAACAAAAAUAAUAAAAACUGAAAUUAAUAAAAUUAGAUUGGACGGUUUAAAUGCCAUAUACAACUGUUCACUUCGAAACAAAAAAGUUCUUACUAAGGAUAGAAUCAAUAAAAUUCAAAAAUGUUUAACAAAUUAUCAAGAUAAUGAUGCCAAGUUUACAAAAUUAAUAUUUCAGUUAAUGAACAUAGCUAAUUCAACUAAUGAAAUUGAUUAUAAAACAACAUUUGAAACAUAUACCAAUGUAUUAGUACGUGGACCAUGUGAAAAUAGUGAGAUGAUAAUUAAUUUUAUGAAUAACCAAGCCAAAGACGCGAAAAGAAGUAAAGAAUUAUUUACCGAUGAAGUGCUUGAAAAAUUAAUUAAUUUGUUAAAUAGUUACGUUUAUGAUAAUAGAAUAAAGGAAGAUAUUAUGGAGAUAAUUAAUAAUUAUUUGGAACAUGAAACAAACAAGGCUUUGAAAGACGAACAUUUGGAAUUAUUGAUCGAAUACGUGUUGGAAUCUGAUGAUUCAAGUCCUGGUCUUAUUAAUUUCGUGCUUACUUCAAUACUGAUAAUUGUUGAAAAAAGCAAUUCAUUAUCAGAGGACAUUAUGACAAAAUUAAUUAACAAUAUGGAAUGCUUAGAUAAAAGUUGUUCAAAUUAUAUUUUACUUAUACUAAGUCGUGCUAUUCGGGAAGGAAAUUAUAUUCAGGACGAGCAAGACUUGGAAAACAUAUCUCACAAGUUGGCGAGUAACGAUGUUGUUCAAUUAGAUGAAGAUUCAAAAAUAACUUUUGAAGAGCGUUCAGAAAAAAAUCAACAUUGUAAUCAAAUUUCAUUACUAACAGCUAAAAUAAUAUUAUUAUCGGUUGAAAAUCAAAUGGAACUAACGAACAAAACAAUUGAUAACUUAGUUUUAGCAUUAAAUAACGAUGAUAAACAAACAAAAAUAAUAUCAUCCAAGUGCAUUUAUCUUUUAUCCAAAUAUAUGCCUUUAGAAAACGAUGUUCUUAGUCAAAUGAAAGAUUUUAUAAACAAUCAAAUUUAUGAUGUAAGUGUUUAUAUUCUUUCAGCUUAUUCGUAUGGUUUGGUGAAAUUGGCUAAACUUUGUAAGCCAAUCGAGUCGAUAUUUAUGGAAAAUUUAAGUUCAUUAUUUGUUACUCAAAGUUUGAAACUAGGAGCAGUUAAUUAUGCAAAUGAAAUUAACUUGAACAUACUUGAAAUAUUAAAAUUUGAAGCAAGUAAACAAAAAUUUGAAGAUGAAAAUAUAUUUGUUUUACUUGAUGGUAUUUUAUUAUUAAAUGAAAACCAUAGUAUUAAAGUACUUGAGAUACUUCAAAUAUAUACAAAUACAUAUACAAUACCUAUAAGUACAAUAAAAGUUUUAGAAAAUGCGCUUGGUUUUCCCGAGCAAUUUGAGAAAGCUAUUUAUACUAUUCACAAUGUUAUUCGUAAUGGUCAACCGGUUACAAACAAAAUAUUACAGAUACUAAUCGACGAUUUGUACAUGUCAAUAAAUGCGAGACGAAGAUACAAUUCGUUUAAACUACUGGAAAAAACUAGAAAAAAUCAAGAUUUACCUGAUAACAUUUUCUAUAAAUUAGAGCUUACGAAAGCUGGUCUUACUUUAUCUAGAUCCACUAAUAAGAAAUCAAUUAUUAAGUUUAUGCAAGAUCAAACUAGCAAUGGAAUGCAACUACCAAUCGAUACAGUUAAUGCUUUAGAGAGCGAAAUUAAGAAUGAAGAUACUUUACAAGUAUUGUACAAUAUAUCAAAAAAUAAACAGAUAAUACAAUAUGAUUUACUUAAUAAACUAAUUGAUACUUUUAAUCCAAAUAGUAAUCAAUUUAUUUUAAUUGGUGUCUUUGAAAAUGUAGCGAAGAACAAUCAAACAUUAUCUGCUGAACUUUUGAAUAAAUUAGAAAUGGCUUUAAGUAGGGAAGAAAUCGAAGAUAAUAUACUUUCAAUAUUUGUAUAUUUAGCACAAAAGGGUGAAAAGUUAAGCGAAAAUAUAAUUCAGAAAAUAUUGGACAGAAUUUUAAUUGAAAAAGAUAUUAUGUUAAAACAAGAAUUUUUGAGCACACUUGGAUCGCUGAUUCAAACUCAUAAAACAGACAUUAAACUAUACAAGAAAAGAAUAGAAGAAAUAUUAAUGAAUGAGAUCAAUUCGGAUAAUAAUAAUUUACAAAAAAUAUCCAUUAAUGUGUUACGCAUAUUAGUUAAAUUUGUACAAGUUGAUUCAAAUCUUCUCAACGAAGUAAUAGCAAUUGGUACAAGUUUACAUUGUGAUAAAACAAUAAAAGACGAAAUUUAUUCAUUAUUUAUCUUUAUGGAAGAAAAUAAUGGUGAACAGCUGAAAAAAUAUAAAGCAAAAAUGGAAUUGGCUAAUUUGAAUUAUAAAACGGAUCGUGAACUAUUGAAUAAAUUAAAUGCAUUUGCAAGUCGUGAAGAUGGAUUAUUAGAACAAAACUACAACCAAUUAAAAAAUAUAAUUGAUCAAGAUUUUGAAUUACAAGAAAAGGCUUUGGAAAUUUUACAUUUAUCUAAAUCAAAAAAUAAAAUGACUGAUGAUCUUAUAGAAAGCAUUGUACUAUUACAUGAAAGUAUAAAUUCCAAAGAUAUAAAAUAUUCUUGCUCCAAAUUACUUGAAGAUGCAAAGCGUAGUGGAAAAAUUUUAAAUCACAAAGCCGUUGAAAUCGUUAAUGAAAAAAUAAAUAAUGAUAAAGCUGAUGAAAUAAGACAAUCAUUUUCAAAAAGUAAUCUUUACAAAGAAUUAAAAACAGAAUUUCAAUUAAAUGAUGAGCAAAUAAAACAACUAUUAACAGUUCUCAAAGCAAAAACUAACAUUUUAGACCUUCAAAAUGUAGAAAAACUGAUUCAAAUGUCAAUUAAAACCAAUCCAUUGUAUUAUGAUAAUCAAGCGUUCGUUUUUCUUAUUGAACAAGCUUUAUUAACAAACAAAAGAUUGAAUAAACUGAUUAUUGAAAAUAAUUUUCAAUUAGAAGGAACAGUAAAAAGUCCUGCAGAGUUAUUAAAUGAAUUGGAAAAAUCUAAUAAAGAUAAUACAUCCUUAGUCAAGUAUGUCAGAACAGAAUUACUGCAGGAAUUAGAAGAAAUAAAGAGAAAGGACUUAAAGUCAAAUAUUGAAUGUACCCAAUUACCAAUAGCUGAAUGGGGUAUUAAACAAAUUAAUAAUUGGUCAGAAGAGAUUAAAUCAAGAAGAGAACAAUUUAGUAAUUUGGAAGCAAUUGCUGUUAUAAAACGGGCAAAUUUUCUAUUUACUGGUUAUCAUUUAACCGACACACAAAUACUGUGCAGUUUAAUAGCAUUAAAAAAUAAAUCAAAUACUAGAGGUAAACUAUUACAAGUCGCUACUGGUGAAGGUAAAUCGACAAUUGUAUGUAUAUUGGCAAUAAUAAAUGCAUUGAAAAACAAACAAGUUCAUGUUAUUACUAGUUCACCUGUUUUGGCGGAAAGAGAUAGCAAACAAAAAAUGAAAUUAUUUAAAAUGUUUCAUUUGACAUGUAGUGAUAAUAAUGACAAAACAAUUUAUUUACAUGGUCGAAAAGAUUGUUACACAGCUGAUAUUGUAUAUGGUGAAGUGUCACAAUUUCAAUUUGAUACAUUAAGAGAUCAAUAUAGUAUGUUAGGUACACUCGGUGUUAAAGAAUGUGAAAUAGCUAUAGUCGAUGAAGUUGAUAGUAUGCUUAUUGAUGAUAGUUCAAAAAUUGCACGACUUUCAUCAACAGCUGCUGGAAUGGAUUAUUUUCAACUUGUUUAUGUUUACAUUUGGCAAAGAUUAUUAACAAUUAAGGAAAGAUUUAUCAUGUUUAAUAACACGAUGUAUAUGGUUAAUGGUAAGGUCGGAUUUGAAAAUGGAAAAAUUCUAUUGGAAUAUCUGGAUGAUAAUAAUAAUAUUCUCAAAAUACCCGAUUUGGAAAGUUAUGUUUCAAAAAAUAAAGAUAUCAGUGAUAUAGGAGAAGUUAUCAAUGGUGAUUUAGAUGACUAUUUAAAAAAAUGUUUAGAUCAAUAUUUAGCUAGUCUAAUCAGCGAGAAAAAAUUGGAAAUUUCAAAGAAUUAUAAAGAGUUUUAUGAAACUCAAAAACUCAAAUGGAUACAUAAUGCGAUCGAAGCACUAAAUUAUCAAGAAAAUAUACAUUAUAUCGUACAAGAAGGUCAAAUAAAACCAGUUGACUAUUAUAGUACCGGUAUUGUACAAAGUUCAACGAAUUGGAGUGACGGUUUACAUCAAUUUUUACAAAUCAAACAUAACUUAAAAAUGACUUCGGAAACAUUUACGACUAACUUUUUAUCAAAUAUUGGCUUUAUAAAUAAUUAUAAGAAUAUUUAUGGUCUAACUGGUACACUUGGUUCAGAAAAAGCAAAAAAAGUAUUGAAAGAUGUCUAUAAUGUCGAUUUAGUCAAUGUUCCACAAUUACGUCAGAAACAAUAUCUCGAACUAGAAACUAUCGUUGUUCAAGAUGAGACGAAAUGGUUAGAAGAAAUACGUUCAACAGUAUUGAUUGAAACAAAAAAAGAUAGAGGUAUAUUGAUUAUCUGUGAAAAUAUUGCUCAUGCAAAUAUACUUGCUGAUCUAUUGAAAAGUCAACAUAGAUCAACUGCUAUCAAACUCUAUACAAUGAAUAAUAUGAAUCAGGAGAAACAUGUCGAAAAAAUCUUACCUAGUGAAAUAAUUAUUGCAACAAAUUUAGCUGGACGAGGAACUGAUAUACGUACAGAUGAUAUAGAAGAAUUUGGCGGUUUGCAUGUUGUCUUAACAUUUAUGCCAAAUAAUCAACGUGUCGAAGAUCAAGCAUUUGGAAGGACAGCGAGACAAGGCAAACGUGGCACCGGAUUGAUGAUUUUAAAUUCGAUGAAUUUAAUCGAUUGUAGCAAUGUAAAUACUACAGAAGUCAAAUUGCAAAGAGAUGUUAUCGAAUCAAAUAUGUUAAACGAAUUUCAAAAUCAUGAACUUAAAUUAAUUCAAACAAAAGAUAAACUAUUUAAACAAUUUUGCACAUUUUUAAAUGAAGAAAUCCGUCUUGAUAUUCGAAACAAACAAGGAUGCUUUGAAACACUUUUGAAUAAAGCAAAAGAACUAUUUAAACAUGUAAUGCCAACUGUUUAUGAGGCUAAUUUGAUUGCAUCUAUUGAAGAACAAUGGGCAAUGUUCUUAAGAAAAUUGGAUGAUAAUACAAUAGGAUUAGAGAAUGCAGAAAAAGAAUGUAAAAAAUUAAUUGAUACAUUGAGAAACAAUUACAAGGAAGAGAAUAUUAUUAAAAACCCGUAUUAUCAUACAGCGAUUGCAAACGAUAUCAUUGUAAAUGAAUGGUCAAUACGCAGCUCUUCAAAGGUUAAACAUGCAUUGAGCCAUUUUGAGAAAGCUAUUCAAUUGGAUGAAGCAAGUUCUGGUGCUGCACAUUUGGGUAUAGCUUGGUGUUCACUUAUAAUUCAGGAUGAGAAUUAUAAAAAGAAAGCACUUGAAUCAUUUAAUAAAUCAUUGAAUAUAUUAUCAAAUGAAAUGGCUAUGUUAAAUGCAAUGCAAUUGCUUUUAGAACAAAAACAACCAGCAUUUAUUGGUAGUGAAUUAUAUAAACAACUUACUACGAAAGCGACUAUUUUAGGAACAUAUUUGAAUAGUAUUCAAAAUAAUAUCGGUGCAAUUAAAAAAUCAUUGCGACUUAUUGACUUAAUUGAAACCAAACAACAAUCUAGUGGCAAUGUAUUAGAAAAGAUUGAGCAUCAUUAUGAACUUGAAAGAAACAGCAAGAAUAAAUUAGAGAUUAAAAUGGACAAAAAAGCAAGUUAUACUUUAACAUUUAAUGAUUUAACAUCAAGAGAAGAUAGUGGUACAAUUGAUCAAGCAUUGAUAGCUAUAAAUGAGGCAUACUCAAAAAAUCAAUUAAAGUCAUCAUAUAAUGGCGUACGUCUUGCAUUGAAACAAGUGCCAUUGGACAGAAUGAAGAUACUUUUCAAUCAAAAUAAAGAGUUUCUAGAUCUUACUAAAGAGUCAGCCAUAGAUAAACUUAAAAGUGAAAGAAGCUUUUGGAAUACAUGUCGUAUAACAAGUUCAUAUCCAAUUGAUUUGACAAUUAUACAUAGUGAUAACAAGACUGAAGUAUUCAAAAAUAAACAAAUAAACGAACUUAUCUCAUUGAUUGAAACAAAAGCGGAUGAGAAACUUCGAUUUAAUAUCCUUAUUAAAGAUUCAAAUGUGAAUGAAAUAAAUAACUAUUUCAAAAAUACAGCUGAUAUUUCUAUAAGUCUUCAAGUUCAUUUUGAUGGUUUGGAUUAUGAAAGUGCUAAUGAAAAACUCUCUUCAAUAAAAGCCGAAUCUAUAAAUAUCGAAAUGGUAGCAAUUAAAUCAAUACUUUUGUCAAUACUUGAUCGUAAUAAAUAUAUUAAUACUGCAAAAGUACAUGUAACUGAACAGAAACUCUAUGAAAAAGUAAAUAGAGAUGAACUAUUGAAAAGAGCAAAAGAACUUAAAAACGAUGAUUCAUAUUUUUAUAUCAAACUUGAAUCAUUACAAACUCAUCAAAUUAAAAGUCUUAUUAAUGAUUGUAAAGAAAUGUCAUUUAACAUUUCAUUUAUUGGUAUAGAUUUAUAUAAUAGUAUUAAUGGUCUGAAUGGACAAGCAAAUUUUUAUUUCGCUAAUUUAAACAACACAAUGUCAGAGAUUGUAAUCAAGGAUCUUCGUAAAGAGAACAUUGAAUUUUCUCUCGAAUUUAAAGAUUUAACAAAUGAUCAAGUUGAAUACAUUGUGGCUCAUACAAAUCUCGAUCAAGAAAAUAUACAAAUAAAUAAAGUUAAAAAUAUAAUGGAAUUAUAUACAAAAGGUUCUGUGCCUACUCUUGAACUGAAUGAAUUCAUAGCAAAAGGUAUCGAAUAUAUGAUUGAAAUAAGUGAGAAACGAUUCAUUCCUUGGAGAAGUAUAAUAGCUGUAGCCGCAUUAGCAUCUAUUCAAGUUAUUGCUGGUGGAGUUCUUAUUGCAACUGGAUUUGGUUCUACUGUUGGAAUGGGUCUAAUAACCGAAGGCAUAGCUGAUAUGUUUACUGCAUAUAGAGCAUUUAGCAAUAGACAAUUUAGUUGGAGUGACUAUUGUAAACAAAAGGCUGUUAGUUUAAUCAUUUCUGCUGUUUCGAUGGGUUAUUCCAAGCUGAAAGAUGCUGGGAAAGGUAUAAAGACAUUAGCUGGAUCGGCUGGUACAGAGGCAGUUGAACAAGUAGGAACACAAUUUGCAACAAACGCAAAAACAAUAGGUCAGACAGUUACUCAGACUGGCAAAAAUCUAAAAGGCCUUGCAUUUAAAUAUACAGGUGUUAAAGCAGGCGAAGCAAUUGUAAGAGAAGGUCUCAACAGUGGUAUACAAUAUUUGUCGAAUUUCUCAUUUGAUCUAAUUGAAUCACAAAUAUCUGAAUUAGUUCAAUCAAGAAUCAGGUCAACAUUUUCUAAACCUGAUUUGACAUAUUUGUUACGAAAAACGUAUGCAUUAGACCUACAAACCAAGACAAAAAUGCUACAAUGUAAAGUAGAUCAAAUUGUUGCAGAUACAAUCAAUCCACAACAUGAUUUUGCUCGUAGACAAUGGGAUUCAAUUGGUCUACCAUUACUAAAAGGUAUUUUAGCAGAUUCCAAAAAUUAUGGUAGUGCUAUUAGUAUGGCAUUUAGAAUUAUUGGUACAUUAAAGGGUCUACACACAGUUCAAACGUUAAUUGAUAACGUAUAUGCAGAACUGGUAAAGAAACUUUCACAAAUUGAUAAAAAUGCAAUGACAUUCACGCUCAUUCUACAUCGAAAUCUUAAGAUUGAUAAAGAAGAUGCAAGAAGUAUAGCGAAUAAACUUAGAAAUAUGGAAAUAAUUGACGAAAAUGAUAAUUUAAACGUUUCAUCUUAUUAUGAUGUUAGUGAUGAUUGCAUAAAAUUGAAAAGGAAAAUAGAUGAAUUCAAUAGAAGGGAAAAUGAAGUUGCUGUUGCACAAUUUAUGAAAUCAUUUUGUGACAAAUACAUGGAAGUUGAAUAUGAUUCAUUUAGUAUAAUCAUUAAAUCUGUCGCAGACAAAAUAACAGAACAAUUAAUACAAGUACUUGAAUCACAGAUGAUACAACCAUGGUCAACAUUAGCAGUUAGUCAUGUAACAAGUAAUCUUUCAGCGAAAAUUCAACAUCAUUAUUUGGUUGAUAAAGAUCAAAAUUCAGAUAGUCAAAAUGAGGAUCAAGAGAAAUAUGAUGAACUUAAAAAUAAAACAAAUUUAACAGAAGAAGAAAAAACAUUCAUGAAAAACUAUGGCAAAUAUCGAACAUUUGCAGAGCAAAUUAAUUACAAUUCUAGAGAUUAUUGUAUUGCUUAUACGCAAUGUGAAGUGGCUUAUUAUGCAAAGACUUCCAGCACUGUGCAAAAUGGAAAAGAAGUAGAUAAAAAAGUAGAAGAGCGUGCUGAUGAUGUUAGAAAUAAUAGACCUGCUACUAUGGCCGAAAUAAGCCUCAUGAUGAAAAAAUAUGGCAUUAAGCUAAAAAUAGUUAAUGAUAAAAAUUAUCAAAGGACACAAGAAGAAAUAGAUAAUGGUGUUGAAGUUAUAUAUGUAGAAAAAGGCAGUAAAGAUGAUAAAAAUACUGAUCAAGUUGGACACGCUUAUUACAUAGAUGCAAAUGGGAAUCGUUUUGAUAUUGAAACUAAGUUGAACGAUUGUUUUUAUGGAGUUUUCAGCAAAAUAUUGGAAACAAAAGGCAUAAACAAAUCUAUAGAGGAUAUUCGUAAUGAACUGGCUGAUGAUAUCAUAUCAAAUACGAACUAUUCGAAAGUAAUCGAAGCAGAAAAAUGGAUACAUGACCGACAUCCUCAAGAGGCGAAUAGUCUAUUAUUUAGUGCUGGAUUAGAUCAAUUGCCCGAAUUGACAGGUGACGAACCUAACAAUCCCGUCACAUCUUACAUAAAAGGACCCAAUGGUGAAAUUCUAUCUGUAUCUGCAAAAAUUACAUUUGAAAAUUUACGUAAAGGUCCAAGACAGGGUAAAGGUUAUUCCAAUGAUGUGGGAAAAAUCAUCCGAUCUUCAGCUGGCUUUGGUGACGACGAUCAGGUGGGUCAUAUUAUCGGCGAUGCAUUAGGUGGGCCGAGGGAUGCAAUAUAUAAUUUUAUUCCACAAGAUCCCACAUCUAAUAAAAAGUAUUAUAAUCACAAUGAGAAGAUAAUUUACGAUUAUCUGACAAGACAACAUGAACGAGGAGAUCGUAGUGCAUAUGUGGAAAUGACAGUCACACUGCAGUAUAAUGAUAAUAAUACCCAGAAACCAAUUCGUAUUUUGGUGGAAUGCAAAUACUCUAAUGGGAAUACCGGGAGCGGAACCUUUUCUACCAAAAUUUCAAGUUGUUACAGGAAGUGAAUUUCGGAGCAUAGCAAAUUACACAUCAAGAAAACAAACGAAUAAGCAAAGCUAAACUUUAACUUUUCAGCAAUCGAUAAUAUUCUUUUCGAAAUUAAAUAAAUGAUGUGCUUUAAAAAGAUAAAUGCAGUUGGGUGUGGGUGUGGGUGUCGGGUAGGGAUGCAACAAUUCUUGAGGUAGAUUUGGAUUCGGCAUCAAACCCUUAGGAAUUGGGUUUGGAUUUGGAUUCGUAUGCUAGGUUUGGAUUUGGAUUUGGACUUGUAUGAUAUAUUUGGAUUAGAAUUGUGGUUUGUACCUAGGGUUUGGGCGCUGGUUUGGAUUUGUAGUUUAGACUUGGCAUUGGGUUUGGAUUUGUUUUUCGGUUCUCACAGAUCUACCAAAUAGUUUUGGAUUUGUUAAGACAUCCAUCUACAUAUUGUUCAGUGUGUGGUCCUCAAGCCCUACUAUUGGGGGGUACCCUUAGGUCCUCAAGCCCUACUAUUAG
Molecule: messenger RNA, 10672 nt
Organism: Rotaria sp. Silwood1
Lineage: Eukaryota; Metazoa; Rotifera; Eurotatoria; Philodinida; Philodinidae
Source: the annotation of a GenBank genome assembly